AUGAUAGGAGAGGGCAAAGCCUCUGUGGCAGCUGUUGCUCAACUGGCUAGAGCCAACCUGGCAGAUUUUGAAGCGGGUGCUCCCGCAUCGGUGGCUGCUUUUGCAUCGCUGGGUAACUUUGGGAAUUGCCCGCAGAAUGAAGAACGUGACCUUCACAGGUGGCUGAGUCAAUUAUUUUCCCUGAAGCUGUCCACUUACUGCGUGGAGGCUGAAGUCCAGGUGCCCAACAAGACCGGCUUACGCAAGACUGCGAUCCCUUUCCUCUUGCCCCACGAGAUUCUUCACUGUCUAGCUAUUGCAAACGUGUGCCAGUUUGCCCGAUCUAUGACUGGCCAUCGAUCUUCAAAUGAGAUUGUUGCCUUCUGGCGGCAUUGCUGCAAACAAGUUGAAUGGCGUGAUCACCCUGCCCUGACCGACGAAACUGUGCCCAAGGAAAGAUUGAUACCGAUUGCUCUGCACAUUGAUGGGGCUGAGUUUUAUUCCAAUUCGGAAUACCUGGUCUGGAGUAUUGGAUCGAUCUUCGUUUCUGGCGAG
Effrenium voratum is the source of this 534-nucleotide messenger RNA. The record is from the annotation of a GenBank genome assembly. Lineage: Eukaryota; Dinophyceae; Suessiales; Symbiodiniaceae.